GACGUGUGCCUUCCGAUCUAGUCGACAAAGAUGGCUAUCGGCUCCAAGAUUAUUAAACCCGGCGGCUCGGACCCCGAUGAGUUCGAGAAGUCGAUUGCCCAGGCGCUGGUUGAGCUUGAGGCCAACAGCGACCUGAAGCCCUACCUCCGUGAUCUGCACAUUACCCGUGCACGCGAGAUUGAGUUCGGCAGCAAGAAGGCCGUCAUCAUCUACGUGCCCAUUCCACAGCAGAAGGUGUUCCAGAAGAUCCAGAUCAUUCUGGUCCGUGAAUUGGAGAAGAAGUUCUCCGGCAAGCACGUUGUCGUCAUUGGCGAGCGCAAGAUUCUGCCAAAGCCAACCCGUAAAGCGCGCAACCCGCUGAAACAGAAGCGUCCACGCUCCCGUACCCUGACCGCUGUGUACGAUGCCAUCCUUGAGGAUCUGGUCUUCCCCGCUGAGAUCGUGGGCAAGCGUGUCCGCGUCAAGCUCGACGGCUCUCAGCUGGUCAAGGUGCACUUGGACAAGAACCAACAGACCACCAUUGAACACAAAGUUGACACCUUCACAUCGGUCUACAAGAAGCUUACCGGCCGCGAUGUUACCUUCGAAUUCCCAGACAACUACCUGAAUGUCUAGAGAGUUUUCCGCAGUCGGCGACUUCGUGCUAAUUCAGUUCAUUAACGGGAAGUAACAACAAAUUCUGGCGCUUUCUUUUACAUGAGCUGAAGAGCGUAACGUCAACUAAAUAAAACAUUAAACAUUUUUAAAAAUUAAA
Molecule: messenger RNA, 754 nt
Organism: Drosophila innubila
Lineage: Eukaryota; Metazoa; Arthropoda; Insecta; Diptera; Drosophilidae
Gene: RpS7
Product: 40S ribosomal protein S7
Exons: 6
Coding region: 31-615 (194 amino acids)
Biological process (GO): rRNA processing; translation; ribosomal small subunit biogenesis
Cellular component (GO): cytosolic small ribosomal subunit; ribosome; 90S preribosome
Molecular function (GO): structural constituent of ribosome
Source: RefSeq, a predicted model, not a curated record